AAGGCCUUUCAUUCCCAAAGUUGUUAGCAAAAUUACUUGAAAAUGGCCAUUAACACUGAAUGUACUUCUCCUUCUCCUCCUCCUCCGAGGAUCGGUAAGAUCGGGCCAUACACGGUUUUCAUGACUCCUCCAGCCACACCCAAAUCCGGUUCUACCGAGCUACCACCACCAGUUCAGCUGCAACCGGUUCAAACACCACCGGUUCAGGUGGUCGAUAAGUCAUGUCCGGUAUGGUCUCCUCCAAUGCAGUAUGAUAAACCCUCUCACUCUUCUUUUGGGUUUUUCUGGAACGCUGUCGCUAAAGUUCAAAAUGCUCAUGCGAGUUUGGAUGAACAAGUGGCAUACUGGUUUGGAUUGAAUCAGUCGAAGUAUCAGUGGGCAUUAGAUGAUUACUAUGAGAGCAAAAAUAUUAACCAGGCCGAAGAAAAAGCAAAAGUCGUAGCUAGUAAAUUAGAGAAUGUAUGAUAUGCCAAAGGAGAAGGUAUAAAAUCUUGUCAGGAUGUGCUAUGUGUUUCCUCUUGUUGCUUCUAGUGCUAUUCCUGCACGGUAUGCAUUAAUGUGUGAUUAUCACACAUUUUUAGCAGCUAACAAUGUCGAGUUGUAUGGUGCAGCAGCUAACAAUGCUGCUUGUGAAGUUAUUGAUGUUAUCUAUUACAAUAUGUAUCUAUGUACUUUUGUUACUGGUAGAAAGUUUCUUUCAGUUACGAGAUUUUGUUGUUUCUACUCAUCAUUUUGGUGUUGCUGUUAUUGCGAGUAAUUUGGAGGGAAGCACCCAACGUUAAAUCAAUUUUGUUUCCUUUUGAUAAAUGAAUAAUCAAAAGCAUCUUUCAGGUGCACAACAGUGAAGAAUUUGUAACACGCACA
Solanum verrucosum is the source of this 864-nucleotide messenger RNA. RefSeq lists its product as uncharacterized. The coding region runs from base 43 to 465 and encodes 140 amino acids. The record is from RefSeq and is a predicted model, not a curated record. NCBI's taxonomy places the organism in Eukaryota, Viridiplantae, Streptophyta, Magnoliopsida, Solanales, Solanaceae. The transcript is spliced from 3 exons.